Messenger RNA from Acanthosepion pharaonis, 1230 nucleotides. The record is from the annotation of a GenBank genome assembly. NCBI's taxonomy places the organism in Eukaryota, Metazoa, Mollusca, Cephalopoda, Sepiida, Sepiidae.
AUGCUUGCAUCGACACUCUUCAUGACGGACUUGUAUGACUAUUGCAAGGCAUAUGCCUUGUGGUAUUUCAACCAAGUUGCGGACAAUGAAGAUCUUCUUGACUUGACCUUUGAUGAAUUGAAAGCUUUCCUUAGUGACAGACGACUCAAUACUACAGAUGAACUCCUUGUCUUCCGAACUUUGGUCAAAUGGGUUGAACAUGAUGCGGAAAAUCGAAGCAAGAAUUUUGAAUCUCUUUUCCAUUCCUGCUUAUGUUUGCCAUCACUUGGUGAUGAACAGAUUCAGGUUUUACAGUCUUUUGAAUUAUUAUCUAAAUUCCCCAAGUGCCUGUCGACCCUUUUGUCCAGCUGUGGUCAGCCUGCAAGGAAUGGGUUACAAAAUGAUGACUAUAAGGGUGAGAUGAGAGUUGAAUGCCGAGAAAUCCCCAAAGCUCUUCUCUGGGUUGGUGGGGACAAGAGCAAGACAAGUAACAACUUUCCAAGCCCAAACUGGUCAAUUAUGCGCUGGGAUCCACCCAAGAAAGGCUACAUUAAAAUCGAUGACAUGUAUCCUGUAAAAACUCCUGUUGAAGCAGAUAUGGGUUACCGAGUUUGUACAUUGGGGGUUGAAAUCUAUGUGCUGGGGGGUGAGGCUAAGCUUGGAAGCAACAAAUGGCAGAUGAAUACUUGGUCUUACAAUAUGCUGAGGCGAAAAUGGACAAUGAAGGCUUCUCUUUUGGAGCCACGACGUCACCAUGCUGUCUGUGUGAUGGACAAUGACAUUUAUGUGAUUGGCGGCUUUACCAAACACAGAAUCAUCACCAGCUCAGUACAUUGUUAUCAUUCUGAUAAUGAUUCUUGGACUGUGUGCUCUGACUUGAUCCGGCCUGAAUUUGCUGCAACUGCAACCAGUGUCAACCAUCGCGUGUACCUUUUCAAGACGCUAGACAUUCAAAGCUACAACCUCAAUACCAACCAGUGGACCAUAGUGACCUCUGAUGUCCCUCCCGCCAAAACACCUGGAUUUACUGUUAUGUCCGCUAUCACUGUAGGUUCAAUAAUUAUUAUUCAAGGCGGUUACAACAAUAUGCUUUAUCAGUAUGACCCUUCGGUUAUUGACCAGAAUGAGGCAUGGACCUGCCUCGGCCAAUACAAGGACGUCUUUGGCAGUUGUGCUGAAUUGGAUGGCCCUGACCAAAUGUUUAUUUGUGGUUUAGGCCCUGACCAAAUGUUUCUUUGGUUUAGGCCCUGA